AUGGCUGGGGGCGUGUGGGGCCGGGCCCGGGCUGCCCCUGUGGGGGCCCUAAGUCUGACAGCUCUGGCUGAAGGGAUCCGGGCCAGCCAGGAGCAGUGCCCGGGACCCCCUCCCACAGGCCCCCAGCCUCAGCCCCAGGAGCUUGAAGCCGAAGCUGAGGUCCAGGCUGCCACCCCCACCCCUGAGGCCGAGCCGGGAAGUGGAGCAUCAGCCCUCGGCGUCGGCAGUGAGCCCUGCUCCCCCCACGGCACCCAGGAGCCGGCCUCCGAGGGCCCCUACCAGGUCCCAAAGAGUUCCUGGGAUGAAGGGGCUCUCGCUGACCUCGCGCUGUACACGGCUGCCUGCUUGGAGGAGGCCGGCUUUGCGGGGACCCAGGCCACGGCGCUCACCCUGUCCUCGGCCCUGGAGGCCCGGGGGCAGCGCCUGGAUGACCAGGUGCACGCCCUGGUGCGUGGGCUGUUGGCGCAGGUGCCCAGCCUGGCCGAGGGGCGGCCGCGGCGGGCGGCCGUGCGGGUGCUGAGCGCGCUGGCCCUGGAGCACGCGCAAGACGUGGUGUGCGCACUGCUGCCGCGCUCCUUGCCUCCAGACCGGGCGGCAGCUGAACUGUGGCGAAGCCUAAGCCGGAACCAGCGCGUAAACGGGCAGGUGCUGGUGCAACUGCUGUGGGCGCUGAAGCGCGCCGCGGGGAGCGAGCCGGAGGCGCUGGCGGCCACGCGGGCGCUCGGAGAGAUGCUGGCCGUGUCAGGCUGUGUGGGAGCCACGCGGGGCUUCUACACGCACCUGCUACUCGUGCUGGUCACGCAGCUGCACCAGCUGGCCCGGGGCUCGCGCUCCCCUGACUCCCCUAAGGUUUGGGCCCCGACUCACCGAGGGCCACCGCACAGCCACGCCAGCUGUGCUGUGGAGGCCUUGAAGGCCCUGCUCACUGGGGACGGAGGCCGCAUGGUGGUCACGUGCAUGGAGCAGGCGGAGGUUGGAGGUUGGAGGAGGCUGGUGGGAGCCCACACCCACCUGGAGGGCGUCCUACUGCUGGCCAGUGCCAUGGUGGCGCACGCCGACCACCACCUGCGAGGCCUCUUCGCAGACUUGCUGCCCCGGCUGCGCAGCGCCGACGUCCCGCAGCGCCUCACGGCCAUGGCCUUCUUCACCGGGCUGCUGCAGAGCCGGCCCACCGCACAGCUGCUGCGGGAGGAGGCCAUCCUGGAGCGGCUCCGGACCUGGCAGCGCGACCCCGAGCCCACCGUGCGCUGGCUGGGGCUGCUCGGCCUCGGCCACCUGGCGCUCAAUCGCGGGAAGGUGCGGCACGAGAGCACGCUGCUGCCGGCGCUCCUGGGCGCGCUGGGCGAGGGCGACGCGCGGCUCGUGUGCGCGGCGCUGGGCGCGCUGCGGAGGCUCCUGUUGCGGCCGCGGGCACCCGUGCGGCUCCUGAGCUCCGAGCUGGGGUCGCGCCUCCCACCGCUGCUGGACGACGCCCGGGACUCGGUGCGCGCCUCUGCGGUGGGCCUCCUUGGCACGCUGGUGCGUCGGGGCCGGGGCGGGCUUCAGGUGGGGCUCCGCGGGCCCCUGCGGGAGCUGGUGCUGCGGAGUCUGGUGCCUCUGCUGCUGCGUCUGCACGACCCCAGCCGGGACGCCGCUGAGAGCUCAGAGUGGACGCUAGCCCGCUGUGACCAGGCCCUGCGCUGGGGCCUGCUGGAGGAGGUGGUCACUGUGGCCCACUACGACAGCCCCGAGGCCCUAAACCGCGUCUGCCACCGCCUGGUCCAGCGACACCCCAGCCACGUGCACCACUUCCUGAGCCAGGCCCAGGGCUACCUGCACAGUCCCCAGGACCCCUUGCGGCGGGCGGCCACCGUGCUCACCGGCUUCCUUGUCCAUCACGCCAGCUCCAGCCGUGUCACCCAGGACCUACUGGACUCCCUGCUCCAGGACCUGGGCCAGCUGCAGAACGACCCACUGCCCACAGUGGCCGCAGCGGCACAUGUGACCGCCCAGCAGGUCGUGCUGCUGGCCCGGGCGCAAGGCCAGCCCCAGGGCCACCUCCUGCUCCGCCUGGCCCCGUGGCGCAGGGCCCAGCCUGCCCGACAGCUGCCCGUCUAUGACGACAGCCCCUUCCAGCGCCGGAGCCUGGCUGACCGCUGGGGCUGCCCGGGACCCCGCGGCACCUGACCUGGGGCACGUCGGUGGAAGGCCCGAGGCGGGACGCAGGUGUCUGCUGCCUUGGGCCCCUUCUCUGGGCCGUGGCAGCCGUGUGACCAAGGGCCAGGCAGCGCCUUCGGUCCGGGACAUUUCACCCUUGGCCCCUGCCCCUUGCGUGCAGGGGGCCGCCCCUGGCCAGGCUCGCUCUCCCGGUCCUCGGAGUGUGCCGGGCACCCCCGUCUGGGGCCUGGCAGCUGACCCGUGCGGCUCCUGGACUCCUGCACUGCAGUGGCCUGCCGGGGCCUCCUUGUCCCCCACUCCUCACUGCUGUCCGGAGGUGCCAGCCUGAGAGGAGCUGACCUGCUGUCCCUCACCCACUGGACCCCACUGGCCAGUCCCCCACCUGUCCUGGUGGCUCCUCCCUGAGCGUGGUCUCCUCUGAAAGGUGGCGCUGAGCACAGGCCAGGACCACACCCGUGGGGUCAGGUGACCAGGCCGGGAGUACUGCUGGCAGCACCUGUGCCCUGGCUGAGCCCACGGGGAGAGGCCUGGGGAGCCCCCGCCACCGGGAGUCUCCCCCCAGCUGCUGGCCCUGGCCGGGUCCCACCUGGAACGCACCCACAGGACGUGUGCACGGCCUGGGAGGGGUGAAGCACUUUAAGCAAACAGGGCCACUAUCGCACGGGGCGCUGGUUCAAGUCCCAGCCGCUCCACUUCCCAUCCGUCUCCGUGCUGGUGGCCUGGGAAGGCAGAGGAAGAUGGCCCAAGUGCUUGGACCCCUGCACCUGCGUGGGAGACGCGGAUCUGGCUUUUGCAGCCAUUCUGAGCAGUGAACCAGCAGAUGGGAGGUCUCUCUGCCAAUACAUCUUACGAAAUGAAGGAAGUGUGUAGAUCCAAGGCUGGGUGUCUGUCCGCUCAGGCCGGCAAGGGUAGGGGUCGGCCCCGUGGCCGGGCUAAAGGUCAGGCCGGUUCUGGGUGCCAGGUCAUGCUGGGGCUCUCUGGAUAGGAGGGACGUGCCGUGGUUCAGCACGCACAGAGCCGACGGGGGUCAGGGCCUCUGCCGCCGUGCCCAGGGUCGGCUCUUCGUGAAGCUAGGGGCAUGACCUGGUGUAGUCGUCCGGAUAUCCUCCAGGGCUGAUGGUGCCGGGGGAUUCAGCACCCAGGGAGGUGCCAGAGAGGCCAGGAGGCCCCAGCCCCCCCAGUGAGUGAGAGAGGGAGGAAGGGCGGGGGCUGGGCAGGAGAGCUCCCACAUGUCUCUCAGGACAGAAGCAGCCGGGCCCCAGGACCGGUGCAGCAUUCACUCCUCCCAGCACAGGUUUGUCCGCGCCCCAGGGUAUUGCCAGAGAUCCUUGUCGGCAAACCCAGCGGCACCACGGGGCCCACUCCCCUCCCGCGUGGCCGCUGGCUCAGGCCCCGUCCCUGCAGUCCCCCUCAGCGCCUGGGUUACCACCGUCCCAGCAGCACCGAGGCUCGGGCGAGCCAGCACGGCCAUGCGGCUGGUGGCUUGGACUGGCCAAGUCCAAGCGAGGGCAGGGCAGGCUCCCCCUGUCCCUUGGUGCCUGCUGUGAGCCCCCGUGUCCCCCCACUCCUGCCCAGGGACCCUCAGACAGGCCAUGAACACUCUUGG
Molecule: messenger RNA, 3763 nt
Organism: Lepus europaeus (European hare)
Lineage: Eukaryota; Metazoa; Chordata; Mammalia; Lagomorpha; Leporidae
Gene: MROH6
Product: maestro heat like repeat family member 6
Cellular component (GO): cytoplasm
Source: RefSeq, a predicted model, not a curated record